Molecule: messenger RNA, 999 nt
Organism: Gastrolobium bilobum
Lineage: Eukaryota; Viridiplantae; Streptophyta; Magnoliopsida; Fabales; Fabaceae
Product: nascent polypeptide-associated complex subunit alpha-like protein 2
Exons: 4
Coding region: 98-772 (224 amino acids)
Biological process (GO): protein targeting to membrane
Cellular component (GO): cytoplasm; nascent polypeptide-associated complex
Source: RefSeq, a predicted model, not a curated record
UGAAUCUGAAAACCCUUGACAUGAAUAAUGAAGGAGUAGCAAAACAGUGUUGUCCCUGUGUAUCUGUAUUAGAGUGUUGUGUGUAAACUGAAAAACCAUGUCUCCAGGUCCCGUUAUUGACGCAGCUGCCGAGGCCGGUGCCGAUCUACAAGUUCCCUCCACCGAGGAGACAACCCUCAAGAAGAAACCUCAGCCGCAGGAAGACGACGCUCCCGUUGUUGAGGACGAUGAUGAGAAAGACGAAGCCGAUGACGAUGAAGACGACGAAGACGACGACGAUGACAAGGAAGACGGCGAUCAAGGUGCCACUGAUGGUUCAAAGCAGAGCAGAAGUGAGAAGAAGAGUCGAAAAGCAAUGUUGAAGUUGGGACUAAAACCUGUUACUGGCGUUAGUAGGGUAACAAUCAAGAGAACUAAAAAUAUUCUUUUUUACAUCUCAAAACCUGAUGUCUUCAAGAGUCCAAAUUCGGAGACCUACAUCAUAUUUGGGGAGGCAAAAAUAGAGGACUUGAGCUCUCAGUUGCAGAACCAAGCUGCUCAGCAGUUCAGGAUGCCAGAUAUGGGAUCUGUAAUGACAAAACCAGAUCAAGAUGCUGAGGCUGCAGGAGCACAGCCUGAUGAAGAAGAAGAGGAGGUUGAUGAAACCGGGGUUGAGCUCCAUGACAUUGAUUUGGUCAUGACCCAGGCAGGAGUGUCAAGGAGCAAGGCCGUCAAGGCUCUCAAGACUCACGACGGGGACAUUGUUGGUGCCAUCAUGGAGCUCACUACUUAAUUAUGCUUUACGUUCUAUUAGUAUUUGUUUUUUGUGGAUGAUUUUGGAACUAGUGCCAUCCUGAAGUUAUUGUAGUCAAACCAUAUCUCGGUCCAUAUGGUUGGGUUUACCUUAUAAUUUUGUUGCUCUCUAAAAUUUGUGAUACGACAUGAUGAUCAGUGAUCAUAUUGUUUUUGUUGUUUUUACUCAUAAUAGCCUUCUAUGAGCUCUAUUUUUUUGUCUCAUGA